AUUCCCCCCCCUAGCCCCCUUCCUCUUAUCAUUUGUUUUCAAUUUUUCGUUCAGACUUCAUGGCACGGGGUCGCCUUCAGAAACCCGAAAAACCAGUUGUGCUUUUACGUAAAAUCAAAUCUCUUUUUACAAUACCUGUUGAAAACAGACUAUGCUUUCAAUCUAAAUGAAUUAAUAACUCAGCCAUUCCUUCAAGAUAGCCAAUAGUCUGAACACCAUGAUCACAAUAAGCAUUGUUAUUACCAUCUUUAUUUUGUUGAGCAUGAGUUCCAUUCUUGGUAUUCUUGUGUUUGUUGUUGAUACUAAGUGGAUACCAAAGAUUAUAAUUGAUCUCUACUCUUAUGGGAAAAGUUGUGAAGGUAAGGUAUUUGGCAGUUCAAUCAGAACUAUCCUUAUUCCGAAGAGUUGGUUUACACACUUUUAUGUGUUUGGAGUAUUCUAUACAUUCCUGGUUCUCAUAACAAUGAUGUGGAAGAUUGUGUUGAAGAAUCAAUUAUCUACGCUUGUAACCUCAUACAUUAGUUUUGUAUCACCAUACACUCACAAUCCUUUAGCUAGCCCUGAGUUAUCACUAUUAGCUGCUGUACUUUUUUUCCUGCAAACAUCCAGGAGGUUGUAUGAAUGUUUGUGUGUCACUGUUUUUGCUGAUUCAAAAAUGAACCUUGGCCAUUAUUUAGUUGGCUAUCUACAUUAUUGGGGGUGUGCCACUGUCAUACUUUCAUACUCAGCUGACUAUUCCAGUACAAAUGAUUUUGUAUGGAUACCAAGUAGCAAUGAUAUCCCUUUACAACCCAUUUUUGGCAUAAUUUUGUUUACUCUUGCCUACUGCCAUCAAUAUAUUGCACAUGUAUCCUUAGCAAAUUUAAGGAAAGAUCCAAAAAAUAAGCAAAAACAUAGUCUUCCCAAAAACGGACUUUUUAACUAUGUCUCCUGUCCAAAUUUUCUCUGUGAAAUCAUUAUUUAUGUCUCUCUAUACAUUAUACUGGGCUUUAAUCAUUAUCCCUGGGCACUGGUAACAUUUUGGGUUUUAACAAACCAGAUCAUGACUGCUACCAUGACCCAUAAUUGGUAUAAAUCCAAAUUCAAGGAAUUUCCUAAAACAAGAAAAGCAAUUAUUCCUUUCAUUUACUGAUUACUUUGGAAAACGACGUCAAAAAUUACAAUUCCUUUAAAGGCAUAAUGAAUUUUUUUUCCCUAUGAUUAAAAAAAAUGUUAAUUAAGUACCGUAUAGUGAUUGUUGUAAUAAUAAGGCAAUUCCAGAGUCAAGGUACAAUUGAGCCAAUAUUGGCUGCUUUUAAUUACACGGCAUGUCGAUUCCGAAAA
This is a messenger RNA of Daphnia pulicaria, 1323 nucleotides long. RefSeq names its product polyprenol reductase-like. Gene Ontology annotation, cellular component: endoplasmic reticulum. The transcript has 6 exons. Gene Ontology annotation, molecular function: 3-oxo-5-alpha-steroid 4-dehydrogenase activity. Lineage: Eukaryota; Metazoa; Arthropoda; Branchiopoda; Diplostraca; Daphniidae. The coding region runs from base 218 to 1132 and encodes 304 amino acids. Gene Ontology annotation, biological process: polyprenol catabolic process; dolichol-linked oligosaccharide biosynthetic process. The record is from RefSeq and is a predicted model, not a curated record.